CAUUAAAAUAAAUAAAUAAAGAAAAAUAGACUUAUAAAAGUUUCUUUUUCUUGAGUAAAAUUUAUUUUUUUCUUCUUUUAUUCAAUUUAUUAUCUUUUUUGUUCCAUCCGGUCCCUUUGCAAAGUUUGAGUUCUUGUUCUUCCUCUUCAUUUAACGUAGCAUCCGCCACUGUAAUUCAAGCCCGCCGCUGAUUCGUAUCUCUUCUUCGUCACCCUCUUCCUUCCACGGGUAUAGAGGUUUAUGAUCUUGAAACCAAUCAUUUUGUCCUAGUGGAAGAGGCUUCGGAGCAUAGUGUUGGUAGAAAUUUCUUGAAGAAAUUGGUUAUCACGUAACUGCCAUAGGUUUAACUGGGUCUGGAGCUCGAUCUUUUGAUACAAACAGCAUUACAAGUCUACUCCUAUAUAUGAGGCCAAUAACUCUGUUGAAGAAUUUCUGAAGGUGUGAAGAAGCGAAGAAAAGGAACUUGUCGGUAGAAGAAUGGUGAUCUCUAGUACCAAUCCCCAAUAUAAGGAGAUAACCAUCAGGAGGAGGAUUGCUAGCAUAUUCAAUAAACGAGAAGAUGAUUUUUCAUCUUUGAAAGAUUACAAUGAUUACUUGGAGGAAGUUGAAGACAUGACAUUUGACUUGAUUGAAGGAAUAGAUGUUGCUGCUAUAGAAGCAAAAAUUGCUAAAUACCAAGAAGAAAAUUCAGAACAAAUAAUGGUUAAUCGAGCCCGAAAGGCUGAAGAAUUAGCUGCAGCUAUGGCAGCAAUCAAGGCACAACCUGCCCAAACUGAUAAUGAUGAUGCAAGCCAAAAUUCCCAAGCUGGGUUUGGUACUGUUCCUCAGGGGCAAUAUGCACCUACAGUUGCAGGAGGACAACCUAGACCCACAGGCAUGAUGGGACCACAACCCUUACCUCUCGGAGGAAGUGACGCAGGCUACAUAGUUGAGAACGAAGAAACAUUUAGGCGGCGAGCUAGGGCUGGAGGGUGGAGUAAAGAAAUAAGCAGGAAGAGAGCUUUUGAAGAAGCUUUUGGAAGCAUAUGGGUUUCAUAGAGACUAGCGGUCAUUCUGAUAUUACUGGUGUAGAUCGGUCCGACUUGGGACCUUGUUUCCGGUCCGGUUUUUAAAAUUAUGAAUGAGUUAAUGUUCAAUCACCUCAGAAGAUUAAACAAAAAUUCAUUUCCAACUUAGCAAAUGAGAUUUUACAAGUCUAUUUAAAAAGAGACUUCCACUA
Molecule: messenger RNA, 1219 nt
Organism: Lathyrus oleraceus (garden pea)
Lineage: Eukaryota; Viridiplantae; Streptophyta; Magnoliopsida; Fabales; Fabaceae
Exons: 7
Coding region: 478-1038 (186 amino acids)
Biological process (GO): regulation of transcription by RNA polymerase II; DNA repair
Cellular component (GO): transcription factor TFIIH holo complex
Source: RefSeq, a predicted model, not a curated record